Messenger RNA from Symbiodinium sp. CCMP2456, 2424 nucleotides. The record is from the annotation of a GenBank genome assembly. NCBI's taxonomy places the organism in Eukaryota, Dinophyceae, Suessiales, Symbiodiniaceae.
GUGGAUCCAGAUACACCGGCUGAGGCCUGCAGCGGACAGGUCGACUCAGCGGGACGACCGUUAACUCUAGUGUUCUCGGACGAGUUCAACAUUCCAGGUCGCACUUUUGCUGAUGGCCAUGAUCCUGCAUGGACGGCCAUCACAGGUUUUCCAUCUUCAAACGACCAGGAGAAUGCCUACGAUGAUUCGCCAUCGCAUGUCACCACUAGCAACGGAAACUUGUGGCUGCGAAUCUCCAGAACGGAAAGUUUUCUCGAAGUCGUUAAUGGCACAACCGGGCGAAAGGAGACGAAGCAUCGUCCCUAUACGUCCGCGAUGCUCCAAAGUUGGAACAAGUUCUGCUUCACCGGAGGCGUUGUCGAGAUCUCCGCAAAGUUUCCGGGUGAAGCUGAGCUGCCGGGCCUAUGGCCUGCAUUUUGGCUGUUGGGAAACCUGGGGAGAGCCACAGUCGAGGCGUCUGUCAACAACGUCUGGCCAUACAGCUACUCUCAGUGCCCUGCUGGCCAGAACUCAGCAGCCAACCAGGACCCCAAAAAGCAGCAGCUGAUAAAUGAGUGCCUUGGUUCAAAUUGGACCGAGCGUUUUGGCCUUCGACCACACCAUGGUCGCGGCGCAAUCGAGAUCGACAUCUUGGAGGUCCUCCCUGGCAAAGAUGCCCCGAACUACAGAGAGGACAAGGUCUUGACCGGGCAUUGCGAGCCACUUGCGGACUACAGCAAGCUGGACAUGCCCCGUCCACACUUGCUGAACACGUUGCAGGCAGCACCUGGCAUCCCCGUCGGUGCAGACCAGAGACCUCAAGAAUACAACGGAACAUGCGUGCCGAUCUGGGGCAAGCAGUGGUACUCGGAGUUGCGACAAGACAACCCUCAGGUUUAUGGACCAGACACAACCAUCAAUUACCACAACUACGGCAAGUUCGUUGCCAACGUCAACCCUUGGACAGACGUGACGCUCCAAGUGGACUCAAUGGGUGCCAUGACGCAUCUGACAAAGUCCGCCUUUGAGAAGCAGCAUGUCUAUCGCUUCGAGUGGAGCACCCAAGGAGACGGAGCGCUCACUUUCUGGAUGGAUGGAAAGCUGCUUUUCAGAUUAGAUGCCGCACUGCUAGCACGGCAGCUUGAAAUAACUCGAGGCGACAAGCCGUUUGGUACAAUGUUGGCGCGCCAACUUCUGCUUGAGCCUGUCUCGAUGAUCUUGAACAUCGACGUGUCAAAGCAAUGGGGGUGGGACAUCUUCGAGAAGAAAUGUCCCAAUGGAUCUUGUGGCUGCUGUUUGGAUUGCAAGAACCCGAAGUGCAUCGCUUGCAUGCUGCAGAUGGGCCAGGAAGAGGAGUACAUGUUUCUCUCGCAGAUGUGCAGGACACUGCCUGCCACCUACGAGGUGGAUUACAUCCGUGUUUUCCAGACUCAGGAGCAGCAAGCGAAGGAUCAUGAAGGUUGCUCUCCAGAGGCUGCGCCUACGCAAGGGUGGGUUGACAGUCGCCCAGAAAAGUACACCGUGCCCAACUUCGAUGCUCCGCUCGCGCCAAUCUACGCAGGUGGUGCAAGGUGUCAGACAGACGCAAACUGCGGGGCAAUCUCAGGAUCCGGCACAUGCUUGCGCGGUGUUUGCAACUGCUCGGAGGGUUGGACUGGCCCAAGCUGCUUGGCACGCUUGGCGGGCACCGCAAAGACCUGCCGGCCACUGGAGCUCGCAUUAGUCGGUGGAGGUCCGUGUGACGUGAACUCCACGCUGGACCGAUGCGGUCAUGGCCACUGCGUGAAGAUCAGCUACUCUUGGAAGCUGCCAUGGCAGACGGUGGCACAUCAGCACAUGGAAAAGCCCGUCGGGACAGGAAACGGCCGUUGCAAAUGUGACAACGGCUGGGCUGGGCCGUUCUGCUCACGCAGAACAGCCCGCAAAGAAGAGUUGAAGUGGGAGCAGCAGUCGUGCGUGCCACGUUCGACCAUGUCGUCGCCAGAUCUGGAAGAGUUCAUCCGCAAGGUGUGCAACAGGCGACUGUCGCACCAGAUGCAGGCCUCCUCUGAGGUUGUGGAAACCUGCAGGGAGAUCCUUUGGGAAUACGGCGGCCGCUUUUCUCAGUGCGGCGCUUGGCCCAGAGCUUCGUGGCUUGCGAAGGCGGUCAAAGCCGAGACUGGACUUUGCUGCACGCGGCUGGACGAUCAAAACAGAGAAGUGUGCGCAGAGGACGACUCCCAGUUCGGUCUUUUGGCAAUCAUCGCCGGCCUUGUCGUCUUGUUCAUGGCCUUCCUCGGUUGCGUGAGGCAGUCUCACAUCCAAGGGAGGCUGUGUGCCGGCCAGAAGCGGCGAAGGGCUGCCAAGUUCAACCACAAGGAAGAGAAUGAAGAGACAAGCGAGGACGAGCUCGAUGAAAUUGAAGUCAACGGGUAUGGAGGCAGUGCCAGUGAGGAUUCGAAGUAG